Messenger RNA from Leptopilina heterotoma, 4343 nucleotides. It is a transcript of the gene sfl, whose product is annotated as bifunctional heparan sulfate N-deacetylase/N-sulfotransferase. The record is from RefSeq and is a predicted model, not a curated record. Lineage: Eukaryota; Metazoa; Arthropoda; Insecta; Hymenoptera; Figitidae. The transcript has 13 exons. Gene Ontology annotation, cellular component: Golgi apparatus. Gene Ontology annotation, molecular function: heparan sulfate N-sulfotransferase activity; deacetylase activity. The coding region runs from base 1473 to 4145 and encodes 890 amino acids.
UAACCUUUUAUAAUACACAUCAACAAAAAUUUUUUGUUGAAAUCCCGACGAUAUUUUCACUGUGCUUGUGUAUGUGUAUGUGUGUGUGUGUGCUUCUCUCACUCACUCUCGUAACGCCAGAUGCGCGAAACCUAACCUCAAAGACAAAGAGUGAGAGAAGGAGAGUGAGUGAAUAAGUGAGAGAGGCGUGUUCGCCCAAUUCAUCCCCCCGGAUAAAGGAAUAUCACAAUAAUUACCAGACACUUGUUUUUAAUUCGAUAAAUUUAUAACAAAAAAAAAGAAGUGUUAGUUGACAAAAUAGAAAAAAAAAGUAAAAACUGAUAAAAAAGAGACGAAAAAAAAAUUUGUGGGAUUAUUUUAGUGAAAAAUAUUAAUAAUUCUCUCACUUCAUGAUGGACUUUUUUUAUGAAACAAGAAAAAGGAGAAUUUUUGCUGCAACUACUCUUGAGUUAAUAUAGGUAGAAGCAGAAAAGGGUUUUAUUCUACUUUUUUUCUUCUCAGUGUUAACGCGUGUGCAUUUGUGUUUUUACAUAUGUGUGCGUCUGUGUGUACUCAUCUCGUGGUGGCAAUGGUGGAUCGUCGAAUCCGGCAUGGGAUUCCAAAAUAAACCUGACCUUUCUUCGUGCACCACACACCAAUAAUAACGAAAAAAGAAAUUCUCCACUAAAGGAAACAGAUCGAUAACGACUUUUGUGGUUCUUGUGGAUCGUGACCCUUUUCAACGUUCACUAAUUGUCAGGAAGAGAAGAGAAAAUUUACGAGGCAACCUAUAUACACACACAUACACGUUCGAAACGGAUGAAAAAAAAAAUUCACCCGGAAAAAGAAAACAAUUCAAGAAAGAAAAUAUAUUUCUUAGCAAAAUUAGAAUUCAAAUUUUCCCGCCAUUGGCGCCAUCAAUAUGACACCGAGUAUUAUUCUCUCGCAAGCGAUGAGUUGAUUCGUCGCCUGUAUAAAAAGGAUUCGGGACAUCCAAUAUUUAAAAGAGAAAAAGAAAUUUAAAUAGUAAAAAUUUAUUCGACAAAACAACAAAAAUGGGUUAAACAGAAAAAAGAGUGACGACUCGCCAUGGACGACGCCAUUAAAUCUCAUUGGCAAAAUGGCGGUCGCGUCCUCACAAUGCAACAAGUGGCAAUGAGGACUUUAAGGCUGCGAUCUCUUAAGUGUGCCAUAAAACGAGAAAAGCAUUUCAAGUUUCUCUUCUAAUGUCGUAAAACGUCACCGCGGGAAAUCGGUACAUGACACGCCUCUUAUUAUAUAGAAAAAAGAAUACUUAUCAAGAAGAAGAAGAAGAAAUCCAUUUUUGUCAAAAUAAACAUAAUUUAUAACACGACGGAAGCAAAAAAGAAAAUUUUAGCUCGAAAAAAAUUUUUAUUCCCAUCGAUUUAUUUUUUUUCAAAAAGAAAAAUUAUGUCUUUAAUUGUUUGAAUAAUUUUUUUGAGAAUAAAAACAAAGGGACGAUUGGAAUUUUUAUGGUGUUAGUGAUGAAGAUCCCGACGGGAGAAAUUGGUAUUCCACUCUUUGGCGAUGUUGGACCACGAUUUAUCGUCAAGCAGACGACGGUCAAGAGAUGUGUUGCUGCACUACUUUUGAUAUCAGUUGCGAGCAUAUUUUACUACACUCAUUACAUCAUUAGCAGUCCAUUCUCGAGUUUAAUUCAUUUGAAUACGAGACCAGAGCCAGCAAUAAGGUGUUCAACGUUGAGAGGUGCAACACGACUACCAACAGCGCCUGAUCAUCGAAGCGAGGCUCGUCUCAGAAUUGAUCCCAAGGUGUUGGUAUUUGUUGAGACACUCUACUCGAGAUUGGGACGUGAAAUCUCCGAGCUUUUAGUCUACAAUCGUAUAAAGUACAAAGUUGAAGUCGCCGGUAAAUCAUUGCCAGUUCUAACGAAUCUUGACAAGGGAAGAUAUGGGGUGUUGGUGUUUGAAAACUUGAACAAAUAUCUUCAAAUGGACAAAUGGAAUCGUGAGCUACUCGAUAAAUAUUGCCGGGAAUACUCAGUUGGUAUUGUUGGAUUUGCACCACCAGGAGAGGAGAGUCUUGUUGGCGCCCAACUCAAGGGCUUUCCACUUUUUAUACACACAAAUCUCAGACUUAAGGAUGCCCAGUUGAAUGCUGCAUCGCCUAUUCUGAGAUUGACGAGAGCUGGCGAAACUGCUUGGGGACCACUUCCUGGUGGUGACUGGACAAUUUUCCAACCGAAUCACAGCACGUACGAGCCUUUGGCCUGGGCUCAUCGAGACAGUCUCAAUGAUCCAAACGAUAAAAGUCCCCUCGCCACUGUUAUUCAGGAUCAUGGAAGACACGAUGGUAUUCAACGUGUAUUAUUUGGUGGCAGCUUACGAUUUUGGCUACACAAACUCCUGCUCCUCGACUCGUUGUCGUUCUUAUCGCACGGACAGUUGAGUUUGAGUUUGAAUCGAAUGAUCCUAGUCGAUGUUGAUGACAUUUUUGUGGGCGAAAAAGGCACAAGACUGAAGAAAGAUGACGUUCUGGCAUUACUCGCCACGCAGCAACGUGUACAGGCAUUGGUGCCUGGUUUUAAAUUUAAUUUGGGGUUUUCCGGAAAGUACUUUCAUCACGGGACGUCCGAGGAGAAUUUGGGAGACGAUAUGCUCCUCGAGAAUGUCGACAGAUUUACAUGGUUUUCCCACAUGUGGAAUCAUCAACAGCCACAUCUCUAUGAAAAUGUAACGCAUCUACAAUUGGACAUGGCUUUAAAUAAACAAUUUGCCAAGGAUCAUGGCAUACCAACUGGAAGUGGUUACAGUGUAAGUCCACAUCACUCGGGUGUCUAUCCCGUUCACGAGGGACUCUAUGAGGCGUGGAAAAAAGUCUGGAACAUAAAAGCCACCAGCACUGAGGAAUAUCCACAUCUGAGGCCAGCUCGUCUUAGACGUGGUUUCGUUCACCGCAACAUUAUGGUGUUGCCACGACAAACUUGCGGUUUAUUUACGCACACAAUAUUCAUCGAGAGAUAUCCCGGUGGCAGGGACAAAUUGGAUGAAUCAAUACAGGGUGGUGAACUUUUUCAAACAAUUGUUUACAAUCCGAUUAAUAUUUUUAUGACACAUAUGUCAAAUUAUGGAAACGAUAGACUCGCACUUUAUACAUUUGAAUCGGUGAUCAAAUUCAUUCAAUGCUGGACGAAUCUACGACUAUCGAGUGCGCCGCCUCUUUUACUUGGCGAGAGAUAUUUUCAAUUAUAUCCGGAGGAAGCGGAUCCCGUCUGGGGAAAUCCUUGUGAUGAUUUGAGGCAUCAGAAAAUAUGGUCAAGAAAUAAGACUUGCGAUCAAUUGCCAAGAUUUUUAGUGAUUGGACCACAAAAAACGGGGACAACUGCACUCUAUACAUUCCUAUCGAUUCAUCCGGCAAUAAGCAGUAAUUUACCGAGUCCCGAUACAUUUGAGGAGAUACAAUUUUUUAAUGGUAAAAAUUAUUACAAGGGCCUCGAUUGGUACAUGAGCUUCUUUCCAGCAAUGAAAAAUGAAAGUUCACGUUAUUUAUUUGAAAAAUCAGCGACAUAUUUCGAUGGUGAAUUAGUGCCAAGACGUGCACACGCACUAUUACCAAAAGCAAAAUUAAUAACAAUUUUAUUAUCGCCAGCAAGACGUGCAUACUCAUGGUAUCAACAUACAAAAGUUCAUGGCGAUCCUGUGGCAAAAAAUUAUUCAUUUCAUUCGGUUAUAAUGGCAAGUGACACAGCGCCAAAACCACUAAGGGAUCUUCGAAAUAGGUGUUUGAAUCCGGGAAAAUAUGCGCAGCAUUUAGAGAGAUGGCUCUCGUAUUAUUCGCCGCAGCAGUUACAUAUAAUUGAUGGCGAGCAAUUGAGACAAAAUCCAGUUGAAACAUUGCAUGAAUUGCAAAAGUUUCUUAAAAUAACGCCGGCCUUUAAUUAUUCAACGCAUCUGCGAUACGAUCCGAAAAAGGGAUUUUUUUGUCAGGUGACGAAUGAGGAUCGCACCAAGUGCCUUGGCAAAAGUAAAGGCCGACAGUAUCCUCCAAUGGAGGAUAGAUCGUACAAAUUGUUGCAGAGAUAUUAUCUGUCGCACAACACGGCUCUGGUGAAACUGUUAAAACGUCUCGGUCAAAAAACACCCCAAUGGCUUAAGGACGAUCUCACAGACACUGUAAUGACAUAGCAAACGUCAAUAUUUUGAAAACUCUUUUUCAAUACAGUUUCCCAUCAAGUGCCACGUGUCCUCAUCAAAGACUUGUAAAUUAAAAAGAACUUUUAGCAAUUUAAUAUUAUUAUUAUUAUAAAUUAUAAUUAUUAUUAAUAUUAUGAUCGUGUUAAAUAUUCAAAAAAAAAAAAAAUUGACAACAAUAUUGAAAAUAUU